Penicillium manginii is the source of this 915-nucleotide messenger RNA. Its product is annotated as bZIP transcription factor. The transcript is spliced from 2 exons. The annotation marks the transcript as partial. NCBI's taxonomy places the organism in Eukaryota, Fungi, Ascomycota, Eurotiomycetes, Eurotiales, Aspergillaceae. The record is from RefSeq and is a predicted model, not a curated record.
UCCCUUCGCAAAUUAUCUCUUUUGCAUACCUUGGAAUCUUCUAGUGAAAAUAAAAUGACAGAACUCGAUCUAACGGAACUAGACCCAGUCUCGAGGCGCAAGAUCCAGAAUCGCCUCAACCAACGAGCAAGCCGGAAGAGAAAGGCCAUUGAAAAACAAUCCAAGGGACAAACAAGACGAUGGGUCGUUUACACGGAUGAGGCGUACUCCUUGGCGCGGGAUGAUUGCAAGGAGAGCAAGGUAGUGGCAAACCACCAUCCACGACUCGAAAGCCCACCAAAGGAGUCGAACAGAGACAAUCAGUAUCUCUGCGCAUUGAAUCACAUAUCACGCGCGCAAUAUCUGUCUCAACUAAGAAUCAAAGUAACCAAUAGCGUUGCGGACAACCUCCAAGCCUCCAGUGUUCUCCUAUCCGUGACCCAGUUUAACACGAUGCGAGCGAUGGUCGCAAACGCCGAGACGAUGGGAUUGUCGCUACAAGUUUUGUGUGAGGAUAUCGCAUCACUGUUCAAUAUUUCUGGUCCGGGCCACGGGAUUUUACAACUACCACCCAGUCUGCAACCGAGUUCCUCGCAGAAACAGAUUAUCCAUCACCCAUGGAUCGAUAUUAUUCCCAUACAGUCUCUCCGCAACAGUCUCCUGUCUCAACUGGAUGUUUACGAUGAAGAUGAAAUAUGCACUGAUUUUUACGGAAUGUGCGACCCAUCGGCGCAAUGUGGACUCAUUGUAUGGGGGGAAUCAUGGGAUCCUUCCGCUUAUGAAGUUUCUGAGGGAUUUUUCAGAAAAUGGAGUUGGCUGCUGAAAGACUGUACCGAUCUCAUACAGUCGACGAACUAUUGGAGAAAAAAACGGGGAGAGAGGCCAUUGAAGCUCGAACCUACUUGUACACAUGAUCGAGUUCAAGAGGUUGAAUAA